This is a messenger RNA of Cornus florida, 2789 nucleotides long. RefSeq lists its product as uncharacterized. The coding region runs from base 1822 to 2544 and encodes 240 amino acids. The transcript has 4 exons. Gene Ontology annotation, molecular function: zinc ion binding; nucleic acid binding. Lineage: Eukaryota; Viridiplantae; Streptophyta; Magnoliopsida; Cornales; Cornaceae. The record is from RefSeq and is a predicted model, not a curated record.
ACAAGCAUUUUACCUGCGAGGUUGAAAAGAUCGGAUUGGAUAGUGGAGAGUUGCACAAGUUGCUGUCCUAAAGCUGCAAGGCCUUCCUACAAUCCAAGUUCGCUAGCUAGUGUUCUCCUUUGUUGGUUAAUAUUGGUUAUUUCCAUUGUCAAAACAUCUAGGGUGGCAUUGCACAAGUGACUGUAACUCACGUUCUCACCGUUGACAAUCAAAACAUUUUACCUGCUAGGUUGAAAAGACCGACAUGGAUGGUGGAGAGGCACGUAAUCUGCUGUCCUAAAGCUGCAAGGUCUUCCUACAAUCCAAGUUUGCUAGCUAGCGGUCUUCUUUGAGCACGUUUACGGUGACAAGUGUGCAUUGUUCUUGUGUCUAAGUUGCCAAAAGACUAUAUAAAAUAUGAAAUGUAGUACUUGAAGAGAGUAAGGAACUUAACGGGAGAGAUUUUGGAGGGAAAAAAAUUCUUAGUAGGAAACGGUUUAACGGCUGAAAAAAAUGAGGGUGCAUCUUUUGUGGUGGCCAAUCAUAAUUCAACUCACAGCUUUAACUCCUUUUAUCAUUCGAGUUGGUUUUUAAUUCAAAAUUUCAAUUUCCAGAUAUUCUGAGUUUUGUCUAUAUUAUUAUUAUUACUACUACUACUACUAAUGUCUCCUAAUUUCAAUAUAUUUUUUUUUUCUUUUUUUUUUUUUGUUAAAACCAACUUUUGAAGUAAUUAGUUUUACUUUGUCUUCCUUUCUAAAUGAGGAAGGAGGACUAAAUUUUUUUUGGGUAAGAAAUUAUCAUGCUAAUUAAAUUUGCUGUCUUUCUAGACAAGGCAAUUCUUUUUCUCUUGGUGUGAAUGUAACCUGUCCCGAUUCUGCUUGUUGAUGUGGCUCAAUAACAAAUAUAUAUAUUAUCUUUAAUUAUAAAAUCAUAUUUAUUUUUUUAAAAAAAUUAGAGUACGUACUGGAGAACUUAAUUAUUAUUUUUCAAUUUUUUCUAAAUUUAUAAUUAAAUAUGAUGUCUCCAUUUAUUUACAAUUCCCAUGGAAUUGAGUACAUCCCUAUGCGAAAGACUUAAAUAUUAUCCAAAUAGUACAAGAUUAAAAAAAAAAAUUCUCAGAUUCUUUAUGUUACUCAGCAUUACCAAUUUUUUGUAAAACUUUCUUUCCAAUUGGUCACUUUUUGUUUUACACAUAAGGCAUAAUUUUAAAUAAUAGAUCCCACAAAAAAAGUAUAUAAAAAAAUAAAAAUAAAAAUAAAAAUCACAUAAAGCACAUUAUGCUUUGUGUCAUGAUAAUACCUUAAUCAUACUUUGAAUUAAAGAAUUUUUAAUCCACGUCCACUUUAAAAGAAAUAAAGAUAGAAUUAGUGAAUUAUUUCUCAUAAAUGGAGAGAAUAUUUUUCAUGUUUUGCCAUCAUCAUAAAUGGAAUCACAUGAACUCAUUCAAUGGCUAGGCCGCAAACACGGCGUCGUAUGCCCAAAAUUGCUCUCCUUGAUUUUGUCAAAUUUGAGAAGAACCCAUUUAGGAUCUCUAAUCUCUCUCUCCUCCCGGGAAAAAAAAAAAAAAAAAAAAAUCUCUCUCUUCCGAACCCAACCCCCCCCCACACAUAAUCUAGGGUUUCAUUCUUCAUGCGUUCACUUCUUGUCCAGCCAAAAUUUGAACAAGCGAGAAUACACUUUACAUUGUCCAUACCAUCACACGAUCAGUGAUUCGGAUUUUGUGGUGACAUGGACAGGGGAGCUUUUAAUGAUGUUUCGUUGCUGACUUCCAGAGCCCUCGGUGGUGGUCUCGAAUCGUUGUUUUUCUCAUACUUCUGAGAAAUUUACGACGCAGCGAUCGAUAUGACUCCCGAUAGAAGCAGAAGCCCUCCACGAGCCAAGAGAUUCCGUAGUAAUGAACGUGCAUCUUACCGUGAUGCACCUUAUCAGAGAGAUCGACGCAUGUACAGGCAAGAUUAUCUUUGCAAUAAAUGCAAACGACCAGGGCACUUUGCCAGAGAUUGUCCAAAUGUGACCGUGUGCAACAACUGCGGACUUCCUGGUCACAUUGCUGCUGAGUGCACAUCAACAACCAUGUGUUGGAACUGUAAGGAGCCAGGACACCUUGCGAACCAAUGUAAAAAUGAUCCAGUCUGUCAUAUGUGUGGUAGGAUGGGUCACCUGGCUCGUGAUUGCUUCAACCCGAGUCUACCCGCUCACGAUGCAAGGCUCUGCAACAACUGCUACAAGCCAGGCCAUAUUGCUGUUGACUGCACCAAUGAGAAGGCCUGCAACAACUGCCGUAAGACCGGUCACCUUGCCCGUGACUGUCCCAAUGAUCCUGUCUGCAACAUCUGCAAUAUAUCAGGGCAUGUGGCCCGUCAAUGUCCAAAGUCAAGCCUGCCACCACCGGAUAUAGUAGGUGGCCCUUUCCGUGACACGCCUUGCCGCAAUUGUGGCUUUCAAGGCCAUUCAACUCGUGACUGUGUCGCCAUUGUCAUCUGCAACAACUGUGGUGGGAGGGGCCACCAAGACUUCCAUUGCCCUUCUGUCCGAAUGUUUGACCGUGACUUUCGUAGGUGUUGACUUUGCUACUGGUUGGAUUUAUUAGGAGGAACCACCUGAAAAUUUUCUAUUACGGAUUCGUUGAUUUUUAGCAAGAGUUUUUUUGUUUUCGUUUUUUUUGGGUGGAAUUUGGAAUGUUUGGAGGCUUGUGUGGGCACGCUUUUCAGCAAGUUGGUGUAGCAAUCUUUUCUUUGGAAUGAUGAUCUUGUUCUUGUUUUUCUUCUAACAUAAUUGAUUUGCAACCUUAUGCAGUUGCUACUUUGAUC